Molecule: messenger RNA, 5179 nt
Organism: Poecile atricapillus (Black-capped chickadee)
Lineage: Eukaryota; Metazoa; Chordata; Aves; Passeriformes; Paridae
Gene: TMEM154
Product: transmembrane protein 154
Exons: 7
Coding region: 213-839 (208 amino acids)
Source: RefSeq, a predicted model, not a curated record
AUGGGAAAUAACGUCGUUAGCUGGAAAGGAAGGAAAUGAAUUGCUGAGUGUUGUCAUACUCCCUCAUGAAAACAACAGGAAGGAUUUACUAAUUUGGCCUAGACUUUGAAGGCCCAGACGGAAUUACAUCACUUCCUAAAACCCAUCAAAGAGAGUCCAUCUCCUGAAGAAAUGCAGCUCAGACGCUCGCCGGCAGGAAGCAGGAAAUGUAGAUGUUGGGGUGCAGCGGGGAGGCUGCCGGAGCGCCCCUCGGCUGGCAGCGCAGCCGGGGCAGCAUGCGGAGCGCCGGGCUCACGGCGCUGCUCUCCGCCCUGGCGCUGGCCGCAGCAUCUGCCGGCAGCGACCCUGGAUUUGAUGGAUCAGGAGAUGGAUCGAUGAUGUUACCCACAUUUACAGCAACACAUCUUCCUGCUAUGGGUCCUUCGACUGUGGAUGAGCCAGUACUUGUAACUGAAAGCACUAUUGAAAGCAGCUUUGAAACACAGAGUUCUCCAAGUACUGAACUGAAUGCUGUGAAUGAUGAGGACAGCCUAGAUGCAGCAGAACAGUCUAUAUUGAUAUAUGUUGUCCCUGUGGCGCUGCUGGUCCUGAUGAUUCUGUUGAUCACAUUUUUUGUGAUGCAUCAUAAAAGGAAAAAGACCAAGCAAGAUGAGCUGGGAAGCGAAAACGUAAAAAGUCCUAUUUUUGAAGAAGACACACCUUCUGUUAUGGAGAUAGAAAUGGAAGAGCUUGAUAAAUGGAUGAGCAGCAUGAACAAAAAUGGUGACUGUGAAUGUUUGCCUACUGUAAGAGAAGAAGAAAAAGAAUCAAUCGCCAACCCAAGUGAUGGUGAAUCAUGAAGUCCUCAGGACAGCAAAGAACAGACUAAAAGGAUGCAGCACACAAGCUCAUCAUCCCCCAGAUACUGGAAGAACUGGAUUUAAAUAUAAUUCAUCUCAAAAGGCCAGAGAAGCAAAUGCACUUCUUGUGUCCUGGUUUAAAUGGUCUUCAGAAAGGAAACAUCACCAAAGGAAAAGAAAAGAAAAAGGAGAAAAAAAAGAAAAGACAAAAAGAAAAGUACUGCAGCAAGAUUAAGGACUGAUUAAAAUUAUUUUUGCAAUGAGAUUCACCACAAAUCAAGACAAACCUCUUUUUCACCCCUGCUAAAAGUUCUCAAAGUAGUCCAUGUUUCUGUCUAGUUCUGCAGUUGUGUAUUGUGCUGCACUUAAAACAAAUUCUGUUCUGGGUUUGGUGGGUUUCUUUGUUUUGGUUUGGUUUUGUGGGUAUUUGUUUCAGUGUCCAUAAUUCUGGACCACCCUGGUUUGAUGGAGAUGAAGCUCAUGCGUAUGCAAAGUUUAUUUCUCAAUUUGCUUUUUUCUGAGCAGUGCACUGAUUUGCACAGGACUGCUGUUGGGGAGUACCAGGCUAGGACUGACAGACCAGCUCCGAGGACAGGCAGCAGCUGAAAAGCCUCUCAAAGGAAUAGCCAGAAGUGACUGCAGCCCAGCGAGGGCACAGACUCUGCAGAGUGCUUUUGGUUUCCAGAUUAAAAGCACUGUAGUAAUGAAAAGUAUUAUUUUGAGAAUGCCUUUCAGUUCCACAGAUGAGCACCCUGGGCUAGCUCUCCCCAUGUAACUCUUCUCCCUGCCCAGGGCUGCUCUCCAGCCACCUACUUCAGGAAUAUUCAACUUAAAAACAUUGCUUUUUUAAAAAAAAUGAGUAAGGUUGAAAAAUUAAGCAAUUCAGUACUCACAUUAAAUGCAGAUUUAGGUAAGUAUGUGUUAUGCAUAACUACUUGGUCAAGGUUUUCAGAUACAGGAGGUUUUCUGCUGCUUCUGUUUUUAAAUACUGAGCCUGCAAUAUCUAAAGAAUAUGGACUUCUGAGUGUGCCUGGUCACCCUUAGUUACAAUGAAAAAAAAUCAGACUCCUGGGAUACCUCAAGGUGGAAAUAUGAAUGUUUUGACUGUGUCCAUUGAUUUUAGAUACUAUGUCUCCUAGGGAUUAGUACUUUAAAUAUGUAACACACAUAAAAGUGGAUCCUUGUCUGGGCAAAGCUUCUUGUACCUUAUUUAAAAUAGCAGAUUCAUAUCCUACCGUAUCUUAUAUCCUACCUAUCCUCAUAUUCUAUUUAAAUAGAAAAUGUAAUGCCUUCCCACUCAGUACAUGUUUAAUAUGAUCAGUUUUGCUUUGCCUGCAAAUAAUUCACUAAUAAGUUACCAUGCAUAGCUUGAUUAAAAAGAGAAAGCAAAUGCUCCAAGCCUCUGUGAUGGCAUCUAAGUAUCGCUGACAGAGGACAGUUCAGCUUUGUGAAUAAUUCAAGACAUGUCAAAAUACACAAGGAAAAAGAUUUUUAGAGCUAACCAUAUUAAUUCAUUACUGAAUUUGACUUGAUUUGUAAUUUCCUCAAAGAAUAAAAGGUUUCUUCACUGUUCCAAAACAAUUUAUUGCAAAUAUUGGAUUUAGUAAGUGAGUGAUGGUAAAUAAAUUUUCCCUGUUUGGAUGAUUUUUAACUUUGAAAGAAGUGGUUUGAGUUCAUCUUUCACAACUUCUUUUUUAAACAUUUCCACUAUUUCCUAACAGUAAAGCCAUCAUGUAGAAUAUUGAUUUAAAAGAAUGCAGUCGCAAGGGGAAGAAAAAGUGGAAGACUGAAAUUUAGAAAAUUUUGAAAUAUUGGAGUAGGUAUUUUCCAGUAACAGUUUUGUUAGCUAAUUCUUUCUAACAGACAAAGAUGUUUUGCUCAGGUUUCCUACAAUUUGUAAAGCAGUAAACUGAAGGUGCCCAAAACAGAGAUAUUGAAGGUUUUUUUUUCUAAUGGUACAAGAUAAAAAGCUGUAUUUUAAGACCAUUACCAGCUGUGUGGUUGGAGUGCAGUAAGUGGUACCCAGCAGUUCAGGGCACCAGUGUCCAGCAGUGACUCUCACCACAUCAUGCUCCAGUCCACACAGCUCCAUGUCCAACAGCUGCUGCCUUCUCCCUGGAGAGAGUUGAAGCACAGCUGGACAUGGAGGCCUUGCCUUUCAUAUUUCAUUUUUUUUUGCUUUUGAAAAUUAACCAGCUCCCGAAGGUGACAUUGUAUGGCUUAACUCAGUUCUGGCACACUGAUGAUCCAUCACCCUGUCUGAGCCACACAUUGAUAAUAGUGCAAUGCACUAACUCAGUUUGCUGUGGCAUUUGAAAAGAGCCUGUGUUGUGCAUGCUGAUGGUUUGGGGUUAAUGUUAAUUCUGGACGGUACUUCUGCCACAUAAAAGGCUGCACGGUUCCAAAUAAGUUUCUCAAAGAUUAGGUUUAAUUUAUAUAUUUUGUCAAGUUUACCUUGAGAGAAUGUAUUUUCUGUAAACUUACGUCAUUAAGCAUUCUUAUUCCAGUGUUCAUGACUGAUCAAUCUCUAUAUAAAGCUUUAAAAUCCAUUUUUUCCAGAACUAAUGUCUAAGUUAGAGGUUUAUAAUUAUUCAUGUCCCUUACCCUCUCUAAAUUCUGGCAUCCUAGAGAAUUUCUUUGCCUCUUCAGGAAGUUUUCUCAGAACUUCUCUCUCAGGAAUUUUUUUCUUAUUUUGUAUUUAGAAAUACAGAACAAUGCUUUGGGCACAUCCUUGGCCAAUUCUGACAGAAAUUUUCUCUAUCUACUGAUUUUUAAAAGUGCAAACUUAGUAUCUGCUGCGUUACUACUGAAAAAUGUACCAUUCCAUCAAAUCUCACCAAAUAUCAUCAGGUCCUGUCCUCCUUGUGUGAAACAGACCAAGGGUCAAGUAAUUUGCAUUUCAGUAUAGUUAUGGAUAUUUCUAAUAGAUUCCCUCCCUACUAGACAAAUACAAUUUUUAUUAUUCCUCUCUUCCCUGCACAUUUAUACAUUAUUGUUAUUCUUCCCUUAGCCCUAAACUGUGGAGGGGUUCACUCAUUCAUCUGAUUCCUCAGCCCAGCUCUGCACUGCUCCGUUUCAGCCCGCUGGUCUCUCUCUUUGAUUGUAACUUUCACACUGGGGGCUGCAUUGGCCACGGCCACUGCCCAGUGCCUGCUCACUCACUCACAGCCAAGCCUUUUUGUGCACACCGAGUUCAGGGAUGCAGCUUCACCACCACGGGCACUGCUUUGGCCCCUCUCCUCCCUCACCCCAUUUGGUAUUUCCCUCUUCUGCUUGUCUGCAUGCCCCUUGCUGUCCUGUUUGUUUUACACUUCUCAGCAGUUCCUGGUCAUUUGCUUCCUCACAGUUUUGCCUCAGUAUUUUAAUUUUGUGGGUGGAUUGAAUUACAGGGAUCUAGACCAUUUUAUGGCUGCAUUACUACAGCCAAAACAUUAUAAUAUUCCAGUUCAUGAGUAUUAACUGUACAACUUCUGUUGGUGCACCUUCAUUUUCCCUAAAUCAUUCACACAGUCAGGUCCUCUAACCCACAAAAUAAAAAUGAGAACAACCAGGCAGCAGAUAAGACAGCAGCAAACUCUAAAAAAUAUUUUAUCACCAUGCCCUACAGAGUAUUUAAGCCUCUGUGGUAAUAUCCUCAUCAUUAGCCUGAUCUAAGCAAACCCAUCUCACAAUCACCUUGCAACAUCUACAAGUAGUUACUCAUAGAUGUUAUCAAUUAUCAGUUGAUAACUCAAGUUAUCAUCCCUCAGUAGAAAAUGAAAAAAAGCUUGGAAAGGGGAAGUGUCUCCCACUGCAUAUUGUUCUAAAAUAUUUCACAAAUGUGAUGCUCCCUAAGGAACUGCUACCUCUUCUUCUGUUUUCUUCAAUAAUUUCAGUAGUUAUCCAGCACUUCAAGACAAUUUGACAUCUAAUUUACAGCGUGAGGCCUUCUUGUCCUGCAGAAAAGCUACAGAUCCAAAGGAUGAUUUAUUUGAGAAAUACAUAGGUAAGAAGAAGGGUAUUUAAGAACCAACACCUCUCCUAGAUAUGUUAAAAAUCAAUAUCUUAACAAAAUAGAAAUAACUCCUCCAUAAAGUUACAAACAUAACGUUGCUUAUGCACUUGUAAAGCACAUAACCCUAACAUUAACCUCAGCAAAAAGGAAGAUUCUUUUAGUUUCUAGGUAACAUAAGUUAUAGAUUCAUAGAUAACUCUUGCUCUGAGAUUAAAAAAAUAACUUUUUUUUAAUGCUAAACUCAUUGGGUGACCCUAAAUUGAGCUUUUGUUACCUUUCUGAUGUGAGAUGCUGUAUAUUCAACUGUUUUAUCAAAUAGCUGUUCCAAAUUAUUUUGUAAUGUAAA